Emys orbicularis (European pond turtle) is the source of this 270-nucleotide messenger RNA. RefSeq names its product CD59B glycoprotein-like. Bases 1 to 270 code for a protein of 89 amino acids. The record is from RefSeq and is a predicted model, not a curated record. The transcript is spliced from 3 exons. Lineage: Eukaryota; Metazoa; Chordata; Testudines; Emydidae.
AUGAGGAACCUGAUUGUGUGUGUGCUCGCCCUAGCGCUGAUGGCACAAGCUGUUGUGUCUCUGGAAUGUUAUCAUUGCCCUAAUGGAGGAAGAUGCUUCACCACUCAGAAAUGCAGGGAUGACCAGGAUCAAUGUAUUACCAUGUUCUUCCCGCUCUCUGCUAAAUACGCUAAGCGAUGCUCCAGGACGUAUGAGUGUGAAGUCAUAAAAGCCAUGGGGGGGUCUGCAGUGCAGGCCAUUUGCUGCGGCACUGACCAGUGCAACCGAUAG